Molecule: messenger RNA, 1610 nt
Organism: Aricia agestis (brown argus)
Lineage: Eukaryota; Metazoa; Arthropoda; Insecta; Lepidoptera; Lycaenidae
Gene: Cjhbp
Product: glyoxalase domain-containing protein 4
Exons: 5
Coding region: 266-1120 (284 amino acids)
Source: RefSeq, a predicted model, not a curated record
AAAUAUUUGAAUAACAUUUAAAAUCAGGAAUCUCGAAAUAAAGACUUAACCACUAGUUUUAUAUUAAAAAAAAAUAUUUUGACAGCUGAUGAUGCCAUUUGACAUUUCACUGUUGACAUUGACAAAUGACAGUUCACAAUUGGCUGUCGGGGUGUUUGUACGUGGUACGGUGAAAUAAAUUGCAAAAUAUUAUAUAUUGGUUUUUUUUUUGCAAAAAAACUGUUGAAAAUUUUAGAAUAGUAAUAAUUUUACAAAAUAAUUCAACAUGAUUUCUGGACGUGCAUUACAUUUUGUAUUCAAAGUCGCCGACAGGACGCUCACAGCGAAAUUCUACCGGGAAAUUCUCGGAAUGAAAGUACUCCGUCAUGAGGAGUUUAGCGAGGGCUGUGAAGCGGCAUGCAACGGACCUUACGCAAACAGAUGGAGCAAAACCAUGAUUGGUUACGGUCCGGAAGACACACAUUUUGUGGUGGAACUCACCUACAACUACGGUAUCACACACUACGAAAUGGGAAACGACUUCCAAGGCCUAACAAUCCAAUCAAGUGAGAGCUUGAAGAGGGCAGCGGCAGCUAACUGGCCGAUUAAAGAACAGAACGGCUUGAAAUAUAUUGAAGCUCCUGGAGGCUACAAGUUCUAUAUUAUCGACAAACCACAGCCUACCGACAAAGAUCCCGUGAUCAAGGUGGCUCUCGCUAGCUCCAACUUGGCGAAGUCGAUCGCCUACUGGAACGGUCUUCUCUCGUUGAAGAUCUUCGAAAAGACUGACAAAUCUGUGUUACUUGGCUUCAGCGAGGACCAAUCCAAACUUGAACUUAUAGAAAUCGGCGAACCAGUGAACCGAGCGAAGGCCUACGGCCGUAUAGCCUUCUCCUGUCCCUUCGACCAGCAGCCACUCAUAGACCAGAAGAUCCAAGAGGCCAAGGGCAAGAUUCUCACUCCACUGAUUUCCCUCGACACCCCAGGCAAGGCCACCGUCCGCGUGAUCAUCCUGGCCGACCCCGACGACCACGAGAUCUGCUUCGUCGACGACGAGAGCUUCCGCCAGCUGUCCCAGGUGGAUCCCAGGAGUGACGCCGACUUGGACAAGUUUAUUAAGAGCGACAAGUCCAGGGCGUAAUUGUGAUAUUUGUUUUUAAGCUUGCGAGCGCAUAAAGUUAUAAAACUCCCCGAAAGCUAUUAAAAAUGCGGUUAUACUGUUUUUACCACAAUACACUAUGUCCAUCGUAUAAUAUGAUGCAUGUAAAAACAUUUAAUGUAUUUUGAAUGUAUUGUCUAUAAUCCGCAUGUUUUUUUUAAAUUCGUAAUGGUAAAACAAUGUUGCUAAUGGUCUUCGGCAAUGGUAGUAAGUCUGGAAAUGUUGGUGCAUAAGCAUGAUUCAUGAAUAAGGGUAACAUUGGUAUAGCGGACCUAAGGCUGUAUUUAUAUGCGUCCUCCCGAAGCCGCGGCUUGGCCGCUGCACCCCGAGAUCACAUACCGCUAGCAAAAUUUAAUGUAUGUAACGAUUUAUUUAAAUAGCGCUGUCAUUUACAUGCAUUUACUUGUGAACCGCGCGGUUGGGCGGAAGCAUAUACAUUAUACAGCCUAAGUACCAUCGAGGAAAUUGAUUC